Eurytemora carolleeae is the source of this 10048-nucleotide messenger RNA. RefSeq lists its product as uncharacterized. Bases 807 to 9923 code for a protein of 3038 amino acids. Lineage: Eukaryota; Metazoa; Arthropoda; Copepoda; Calanoida; Temoridae. The record is from RefSeq and is a predicted model, not a curated record. Gene Ontology annotation, cellular component: LUBAC complex. The transcript has 28 exons. Gene Ontology annotation, biological process: proteasome-mediated ubiquitin-dependent protein catabolic process; protein linear polyubiquitination. Gene Ontology annotation, molecular function: ubiquitin-protein transferase activity; ubiquitin binding.
ACUCGGAGUCAAAUCAGUGCUUUAGUCGGACUCGGAGUCAAGCCACUGCUUUAAAGCGAGACAGGCCGAUGCCUGGGAAUUAGAGACGUGUAAUUUGUAAACAAAAUGGGUAAAAUUUAGUUCAGUCAGUGAUAGAGAUUGUUAAUCAAAUGCAAUAGUUAAACAUGCACAAAGUUAAAUUCCGUUUUAAAAUUUGAAAAAUCCGCGAAAUUAUUGUUUUAAGUUUCAUGGAUUCUUAUAACAAAAGUCUCCCGAAACCCGUUUAAUUUUUACUCUUCUCCCAGUGCUGUUAAAACAUGUGAAACAACAGUAUAAAUAUAGCUAAUACAGACUCAAUAUUAACAUCUAUAAAUGAAUCUAAAGAGAAGGACUCGAGACCUAGAUCGACAAAAAGAGAUUUUAUAUAUCAAACUUACAUCUGAUCUGCACUGAUCAGGAUCAGCUGAUUAGGAUACAACAUUUAAUCAUCAGGAUAUAACAGCUAUUCAAGAUAUAACAACUGAUAAAUCAGGAUACAACAGCUAAUCAGGAUACAAUAACUGAUCAGGAUACAAUAACUGAUCAGGAUACAACAGCUGAUAAAUCUGAAUACAACAGCGGAUCAGGAUACAACAGUUGUUCUGGAUACAACAGCUGAUCAGGAUACAAUGGGAGAGAUAAACGCGGAUGAGAGAUCCUGGAUGGAAUAGGAUCGGAUCAAGAACGGAUAAAACUCAAGAAUGGAAAUUGAAUCGGAAAUAUAAAUCUAGAGGAUCCCGGUGAAAUCUGAUCAUGAAAACAUCAAUAUUUUCUAAAAUGUCCCCAGUAUGAGCUGUGAAUAUACAACGCGAACCACUCCGUCAGCGGUCAUGUAUUCGGUUCAAAAAAGUAAAAGUUUCGGCGGAACAAAACACGAACUUAUGGACAUUAAAACUCAGUUUGAAAGAUUGAAAAGUGAAUAUGGCGGAGGAAAAAGUGAUUCUGAAAAAGAGAAAAGUGAUCUUGUAGAUAAAAAAGCUGCCGACGAGCUGCCAAUGACCCCGGAGCUGGGACGAAAAACACCGAAUCUUGGAUCACUCAGGCGAAAGUUUGCUCUGCGAAGUCGGGGUUUAUCGCAGGAGGAUUCCGAGACGGACUCCUCCUGGAAGAAGAAAAACAAGAACAAGGUAGGAAACUUCUUCAAGUGGUUCAAGAAGGAGAGGAUGGAGGAGGAGGAGGAGGAGGAGGAGGAGUAUGGACGGAGCAGGGAGUCAGACCUUUCUCCGCCCCUGGAGAGACGAAACCAGCUCUUCAGCAGUUCUAAACCUAAACCUAGAUCUCUCAGUCUAGAAAGUAUCUGGAGUACUGGAAGUGCCAGCAGCAGUUUUGCUUUUGUACCUGUUCAGCACUAUAAGGUUGGACGAUAUAUUGAACCAAAGAAAAAGAUUGCAAUCAGUAUUAAUUGUGGACCAGAUACUUACAGAGCCCGACUGAACCAGGUUGAGCAGACGAAGGAAAAAGAUCAAGAACUUACACUCCGGACUAAAUACCAUCUUUAUCCCAGUGAUUCUCCCCCUCCGCCGGAGGAGGAGGAUAUAAACCUAUCCAACCAUCUUCCCUUCGGUCAGUUCAAUCCUAAACCUGGCUCUGGGUUGGACUUAGAUCAGACUCCGCUCAAGAAUAUUGACUCAGGAUCCGACUCCGAUAUUACUGUUGAGGAGAAUCCGUCCUAUCCAGCCUUUCUGAACCUUAAAACUAACUCCGGGAGCAAAGAAACCAGUAGAAAAGCGAACCGAGGGAUCCCUGGAGCUACCAGGAUAGAGAACCGGGGGGGUAAGCUCUUAGGCUCAGAUCAGACCAGCUGGGAGGAAAGUGCGGUCAACUCUGGCCAGAUCUCACCUGUGUGCUCCAGUAGCAGUUUACAACAGAGGAUUAAACCUAGACAAUAUUCAGGACAACUCAUUUAUCCGAUCACAAUUAAACCAGAGGAGAAGGAAGCAUUCAUUACAAAUAUAAGUCUAGAUUUAAAGAACGGAGAUUUUAAAGUUUAUGAAUCUGGCAUUAAAAAGUCAGGCCCGGUGCGGGAGAAAGAAUCAGUUAGCAAACCUGAUUUCCUGCCAAAAAAGUCAGCUGACCCCGCAGCUCGGCUUCAGUCUUGUAGUCCUUGCGGAGAUAUCAUCAACGUAGCCUCUUCUCUUUCCAGCGGGUUCGUUUCCCCUAGGGGAUCCUUGUACAGUGAAGAUCAGAGACCUAUAUAUCAUGCAAUUGGAAAACGUCGUGCUCCUGACCCACCCGGAGUAAUUGAUAGACAAUCCCCCAGCAGUAUCUAUAGUGAUGGAUCUCAAUCAUCUAGUAAACGUGGAUCAAGGAAGAAGAACCCUGCUCCUCCUCCGCCCAACCCCUUCUCAAUCAUCCCGUCUUCCAGAACAUCAUUCUCCCUGGAAACUCUAAACAUAAAUGGUGUUGAUACAGAUCUAGAAUUGUCUGCCAGCCAAAGAAACAAGUCUUUACAGUCCUUUAAGUCCCUGAACUCCUCUCAGUUAGACACAAACUCUCCCAGCUUAAAAAUGAACCCGGAGAAUGAUUCCUGGGUUCUAGAGGACGGAGUUCUCAGAUCCUCUCGUGAUAGUAGAUCUGAUCUAUCUACCCUUCCAUUUGAAGAGAAGGAAGCAAAGGAUAAUCUACUGAAAGCUCCGAUGUCACCUAAACCCUGGUAUAAGAGAAGUAUCCGGGACACACAGGAGAAGAAGAGUAAAGAGAAGAAGGAGAAGAAAGAUAAAUCUCCUGAGAAUCUGCCGGAGAUUCAACCCGGGAGAGAAAGCAUAAAAGUUCAGGAGAGUUUUGAAGAAAAAUACUCUUACUUCACAAGAAUGUCACGUGAGAAUAUAAACGAAAUGCCGCGUAGCCCUAAACAAUUUUUGCGCAGUAAACUCUUAACAAGCUCCCCCAAACCAGACCGCCCAACAUCAAGGCCGAUUUCUGGGUUAACUGGAAUCAGUGAUCUAGACAGACAGGCAGCCGAAAUUAUCAGGAAGAAGAACGAAGAGGAUGCUGCGAAGAAAAAGAAGGAAGCCAAUGAUAAGUUUUACGAAGCUGAACCUGAACCUCAGGCAGUUAUUGACACUAUCAUGGAGAAUAUGUCCAGGAGAAUGCUGGACUUUGACCGGAAGCAAUCAUUCUCCAACUCCAAACACCCAAGUCAAGAUAUAAAUCAGUUUAUAAAUAGAGAUAAGAAAAAAGAAAUAUUGAUUGCAAAUGUUGGCUGUGAAUCUGAAGGGCUUGAGAAGAUAGAUGAACUAAUGAACACAACUGUUGUGAAUAUGGACAGUGUUGUAUCCGACCUAAAUAGUUUCCUUGCAUCAACUAGAAGGGCAAUGAGCUCACCAGCUCAACAGAAGAGAAAUGCCUCAUUACCCGGAUCUCAAAGUAGUAAGAUCAGUUCACUCUCCAACUCUCAACCCAAGGCCAGUUCUUUCUCCGGGUCCCAACCAAUGAUCAACUCUUUUUCCGAACCCAAUAGCAAAAGUAGUUUUACAUCCAGCUCCCAGAGUAAGCCAAACACUGUUUCUAUUAAUCAUUCCCAAGUAACCUCUCAGAAUUCCUCUUCUCAGGGUACCAAAGGCAGCACAAAUUCCAUCAGCUUAGCUAGGACAGAGUCUCCUGUAGAAAAAGCGGGGAUCAGUACAAUGCAGGGUAAACCAGGGCAACAUAGUACUAAGAGCAGUCCAGUAUCAACUAACAAUAGCAUUUGGCAAUCCAAACCGGGAGCAUUAAAUAAGGGUUAUGGAAACGGAAACCGGAACUCUCUCAACAUCAGUAUGAUACCGGAAGUUAGUGAAAACAGUUCAUCUCAAUCAACACCCCAUGAAGGAAAUGCUUUCUUUCGAGACCAAGAGAGGAAUAAAGGUGUAGUGCACGACAACAGAAACAGUCGAUACCUAGAAAAUCUCCCUAAAUCAAACCUUCCCCCUCCUCUCCCUUCCUAUUUACCCCCAUUAGCAGUUGAGAAGGCGGAUGGAUGGUCUUGUAACCGGUGUACCCUAUUAAAUUACUCAGCUCAGAUCUGGUGUGAAGCGUGUGGAGGGAAAAGGUUGGAAGCUGCAGGAGUAGAAGAAUCUAUGUUGAAGGAACAAUCAGCUAUUCGAGAAUGUGAUCUAGACAAGGAGGCAGAGGAAGCUCCUCCACGGGUUGGUCAUGUUCUAGAUAAACUAGUUCUUUUCUCAUCCAUUGAAGCAAGGGCUCAAGAAACUCCAUCCUUGUCCCGGCGGCGAUCUGGAGAAUUUAAUAAUAUAUCCAAAACUCAAAGCUUCUCAACCAAAUCUAUGGGAGCAAAAGUUGAGAAUCCUCUACAAAGAACUUUGGAAAGAAUUUCACAAAAUCAAGCACAACUUACUAAACCGUCCGCUUUGCUUACCCCAAAGCAGAAUCAACAAAAGCCUGGAGUUCAACCCUAUGUAACUGUAAUUGAAUCUGACAUGACUGAUUGUGAAUCUCCCCAAAACUCCAGAUCAAAGAUAAUCAAAGAACAAAAAAGGUUACUAGAGCAGGCUCAGUUAAAUCUGCUGAAGCAAAGGCAGCACAUGGAGAAACUUGAACUUGCAGAGCAGACCUCUAGUCUUCCCAGAACUGCCAUUAAACCAGACAGUGACGAAAACACGGAGAAAAAUGUGAUGAUGGAGAAAUUAGAGAUCAUUGAAACAAACUCAGGUCCUGAGUCUAGUAUAAAGAGCUCGCCCGGAGUAAAAAGAUCAUCCUCAUUUAAAGGAAGUUUUGAUUUUACUAAGACUCCAAGAUCCUUUCUUAACCAAGCGCCUAUAAAAAUCUCUGAUCCAGAGAGUAUCCUAUUGACCAGGAAAAUAAACAAACCAGAUAACAGUCAGAAAAUAAUACAGGGAUCAAAGCAAGAUUUCAAAAUGCCAAAAACUAACGACAAUAAAACAUCAUUUUCUAAUCAUUCAAAGAAACCUGAAACCAGUGUCAACAAAUUCUCAAACAUUGCUGCGCCAUUUUCUGAAGAGGCCAAAAAUAGGAAAAUAAGUAAUGAUUCAGAUACUCAAUCAACUAAAAAUCUAGAAGAUGAUAGGUUAGCUCCUAAAUUUACAGGAAAAUCUGAGGAAUCUGAAAAAUUAGACAUUAAAAAAGUGUCUGAAACCAACAGUACCAGUGUUCCCAAGCUUGAAUUCUUAAGUGCUAAUAUUUCUAGGAAAUAUUCUGGAACGGAUCAGCAACAUGUGAGACAGGCCAGACUAGAGUAUUUCAAUGGACCAGACAAAAUCAUGGAAUCAAGUAAUAUAAUUCUUCCUAAAAAACAGUCAACUGUAUCCAAUAGCAAUAAAACCUCCUCUGUCCCAAAAGAUAAAUGGGAACAAAUAACAACCAAAGAAGUUCCAAAAUUAUCAACUCCAGAGAAAAUACCAAAGCUACCUGCCAAACGAUCAUCAGAACCUCACUAUGCCAAACCAGUUUCCCCACCACGGCCUGUCACGCCUCCUAGACCUGCUGGACCACCCCAGCCAGAGUGUACUACCAGAUCUUCCUGUGUACAACAAAGUGCUCCACCAAGACCAGAUCUUCCUUCCUUAUCCACUCAGUCAAUCAAACCAGUUCAGCAGCAAGCAGUAACAGCAAAUAUCUGGCCUAAACACAAAGAUGUAGAGAAAAAUCAGUCAUUAAAUCAAUCUAGAGCAAAUACUGGGCAGGAAAAGCAGGCUUCAAGAAUACCAGUUUUGGUUAAAUAUAACUCUCCUCCUCUAACCUACACCCCUGAAACUAGAUCUAGAUCCACUACUCCAUCUCUGACCUACUCUCCGGUACUCCAUAGAUCUGAGAGUAGAUCCAACACUCCCUCCUACUCAUCCUACUUCCAACAACAAGGACAGAAUAGACACUCCUUUCUAGCUAGAAAUACCGACUGGAGACAAAGCAAGAUAUCGGAUUAUGAUUCCGACUACUCACAGUUUGAGAUGAGCAGAGAUUAUGUAAGAUCUCCUAUACUGUAUACAGAAAGCAAUCUAGCAAGAAUAGGAUCAACUAGUAUUAUCUCUGAAUCUAAUUACAGUGCAAUCACCCCUGAUGUCUCUAGAAAACUCAGUUUAUCCCACAAAAUUGAACCAAAAUUUUCAAAAGACUUUGGGUUUGUGUCCAGUAAGAAAGAAAGUAUUCCUAAACCUCCAAGACGAACCCGGAGUAAGGAUGUAUCCUCUAGACCUGGAUCAAGGAUAUCCAACUCAUCCCGUCCUUGCUCCAGAACCUCGAACCCAUCUAGAGAAACGACUCCUGUAAAUCAAAUACCUAAGGAUCAAACUCCCUUGGCCUCUCCUCUUCGUCCAAACAGAUUCAGGAACAAAACCUACUCUCAGACUGAUGGUAGAACUCAGAGUAGACCUCGGAGCUACCAGGAUUAUACUCCCGAACCUCUUUAUGAAAUCCUUACUCCGCUCAAUACAUUUCCCUCUAAGAGUAAAUCUGUGUAUUCUUCCAGUUCUUCAGAUUCAGAUUUUCUCACCCCUCAAGCUUCUCCAAAAAUAUCCAGGUCGUCUUCAAGAUCCCAUUCUCAGACCUAUAAAGCGGAUCCUACGCAUUUAAGUUAUUCCUACGAGAAUUUCCAAGACAAUCCAAUUCAGAAGGAUCGAAGACGGAUUCCCCGGGCUGCAAAGAACACUGUUGAGUAUACAGUGUCAACUAGGAUUGAUAAACCAAGGAAGGUUCCUCCUAGAGCUAGCCUUGAACCUAUCCCAACCCCUCGGAAAUCCACCCUUGGUAGAUCAAGGGAUGGGAGUAGGGAGAAGGAACCUUAUUACAAGAUUCCUCCCCCGAACCCUGUACCGGUCAACCACUCUGACCACCUCUACUCGGAGCCCGUGUAUAAAUAUGCUAAAAAUGCAAGACGAACACAGUUACCAAAACAAGCCUCGUUUGCUUCUGAUGAAUCAAACACAUCUGAACUCUCAGAUAAUUAUGAUUUUGUGAGCAUCAAGGAGGAGCAAGCUGAAAUUCCGGUGAAAGAAAAUAAAUCUAAGAAGGCAGAAAUUAGGACCAAGAAUAAGAAAACUGAAUUAGAAACAAAAACGUUGGAAAAAGACUCUUCUUUAAGUUCUCGUUCUAGUAAUAAGAGCAAGAAAAAUUCAGAGACUACUGAUGAUAAAAACUCGGACAAAAAGCCAAUGAAAAGUUCUGAAAACAGGACGAAAAAAGUUCCUGAACUAGUCUCCAACUAUGUCCCUGUAGAGAUGCCCUUGCGCCCGGACUGGUUCGAUCUCCAGCCUCCAUUGGAACCGGAGCAGCGACCUAAAUCAAUCAUAGAUGGUGUUCUCUACACUUCACGUUCUUUACUUGAGACAAAUCAGAAAUCCAAACCUUUAGCUUUCAAUCUUAUUCUACCGGAGAUAUUUGAAACCUAUGAUGUGUGCAGACAUCAUCCAAAGCUGGGAAAAGAAUCUAGUUCUGAAAAGUUGAAAUUUUAUGAUAAAAAAGAGCCUAAUCUGAAAGAUUCUGAAAAAAAGGAACAACACCGGAAAAAUUCUGAUAGAACAGAACUAAAUCUGAAAGAUUCUGAUGGAAAAGAACCAAAUCUAAAAAGUUCUGAAAGGAAGGAACCAGACCGGAAAGGUUCUGAUAGAAAAGAACCAGGUCUGAAAAGUUCUGAAAGGAAGGAACCAGACCGGACAGGUUUUGAUAGAAAAGAAUCAAAUCUGAAAAGUUCUGAAAGGAAGGAACCAGACCGGAAAGGUUCUGAUAGAAAAGAGCCAGAUCUGAAAGGUUUUGAAAAGCUAGACAAAAGUGAAGAUCUGAAAAGUUUUAAAAAGAAUAAUGUUAAUGAAAGUCAAGGAAAGGAGGAAUCUUUUGAAGGUCGUCUUCAUGAUGACGUAUUUCUGAGACAGGAUUCCUAUGAGAAUACAGCUCAUUUGGCCCCGCGCUCGGAGGUUAUGAGAGUUGAAGCGCGCCCCGACGUACGCCUUGAAGCGCGUUCUGAAACUAGAAAAUCUUCAUCAGAUAAUUCAUUUAAACAGACGGAUGAUGGGGAGAGAGUUCGAUCUCUCCUGGUUGGAGGAGGACAAGGAGGAGGGGGAGGAGGACAGGAGGAACAACAAGAUCUUCUCCUGCGACUAGAGGAUGCCAUAUCAAGAGGCGAUCAUAGAUACGCUGCUGCACUAGCGAAGCAGCUUUCCAAGAUCAAGAUCUCCUCCAGGCUUGUAGAACAAGAGGACCGGAGCGGAACCCAACCGGAUCCUUUACUCCAGGAUACAGGCAAACUAGGGAAGGAAGAGAGGAAAAGAAUUGGAGCAGAGAGACAGAUUAGCAAGGAAAGCAAGGAAAGCAAAGAAAGUGAUAAACCAGUUUCUAAACAAACCAUCAAGGUUCAGAUGUAUGUUGAGGAUGCAGUCUCUGCUCAGGGUCCUAUUUCAGUAGAAAUCAACCCUGCUCAUUCAGUAGCAGACCUUAAACUCCAGAUUGAAGGAGAGUUUGAGAUCCCUGUCUCCGUGCAGAGGUGGAUACUGGGUAGAAACCUUGUAAUUGAGGAUACGCAGACAAUAUCAUCCCAUGGAGUAGAGAAGGAGAACCAGAAGAUCUAUCUAUACCUUGUUCUGCCAGAGGAAAAGGAACCGGAACCGGAAGCGCCAGCAAAGCAAGAACUUCCGGUCACGAACUCUCCUCCUCAUCACAGGAUACCUCCCUCAAAUCAACCUUUUGUAAAGGGAAGAUAUUGGAACUAUGAAGAGGAGAGAUGGAGUUUCUGUAAUUCUGAUGAUGAUGAAGAGAGAACAGAUGAGAUUAAAGAUAUGGAGAAAACAGAAAAUAUGAAGAAGGAGGAGAAGGAUAAGAAGGAGGAGAAGAAGCAGAAGGAAAAGGAGAAAGGGGAGCAGAAGGAUGUAGAAAAGGAUGAAAAAGGAAAGGAGGAGGAUGGAGAAUGGGAGUAUUACUACGAAGAUGUGGAGGAAAAGAAAGAUAAUGCCAAGGAAACGGAAAAAGACAUAGUUAAUGACAAGGAACGGAACGAAGAUCAUGUUCCGGAAAUAUUUCCGCAGAAAGUUCCGGAGAAUAUUGCUGAAUGGGAGUGUCCUGUCUGUACUCUAAAGAACCCUCUAGAAAGACCAGGAUGCCAGGCUUGUACUACUGAACGACCGGCUCAACUAGGAGCAGCUGCUGCUCCAGAACCAGCUGCCAAUUUACCAGAAGCAGAUCCUCCAGGAGAAAAAUCAGCUAAGACUGGAGGACUAGAUGCGUAUAAACAGCUGGAAAACCUUGAUAUUAUUCCUAACGCCGAAACUUUUGAAUGUGUAAUCUGCUUUCUAGAGAUUGAACCUGGAGAUGGGGUUGUUCUUAGAGAGUGUUUGCAUACUUUUUGCAGAGUUUGUUUGGGAGCUGGAAUAGAGCACUCAGAUUCUCCAAAGGUUAAAUGUCCUUUCAAGGAUGAUAACUACUCCUGUGAUAUGGAUCUACUAGAGAGAGAAAUUAAAGCGUUGGUGAGUCCUGCUGUCUACGAAAAGCAUCAGAAGAAGUCAGUGAAGGAAGCUGAGGCAAAUAUAAAGGGGGCAUUCCAUUGUAAAACACCAGACUGUGCUGGAUGGACAGUAAUUGACGACAACGUGAACGUAUUUAAGUGUCCUCUGUGUAAACGAAGCAACUGUAUAACUUGCCAGGCAGUACAUGAUGAUAUGGACUGUAAGCAGUAUCAACAAUAUACUCUCAAUGAUGCAAAUGAUGAGAACACAAAGAAAACUAAACAAUGGAUAGAUGGAUUGAUCGGAACCGGUGAAGCUUUAUACUGCCCCAGCUGUCAGGUUUUACUACUAAAGAAGUGGGGAUGUGACUGGGUACGGUGUACAUACUGUAGAACAGAGAUAUGCUGGGUAACUAAGCAGCUCAGAUGGGGACCUAAUGGUCGAGGUGAUACAUCUGGAGGGUGUAAGUGUAUGUUGGAUGGAAGAACUAAAUGCCACAAGCUCUGCAACUACUGCCAUUAAAUUGGGGUUUCCAACGCAAAUGGAAUUUACUUGCUUGCAAUUGCGAGCACUGUCAUUCCGCAGAGUUCUUCGCAAUUCGAAAAAAUCUCCGCGGCAAUUCCGCGCAAUUGAAUUCCUAUUGGAAA